CGUUUGCCACAAAGGCACCAAAUCAGUUCCACCCCCAACUCCAUCCAUAACAAAAGCUUGAGAAAAAGAAAACCCACUUCAAUUUCUUACAAACCCCCCAAAAAGCUCGACGCUUCAACGAGCAAACUCUGUUCCGUACGUCUCCAAUGGCUUCCCCUCUCAAGGGUGGGAGAUCAAGAAAAGAAAAUAAUGGGCCAGAGCCUAUAAAUCCUCAGCAAGCCAUUCUGGAUGUGGCACCACUCAAUAGUGUGCCAUACAUUGGUCCACCUACACCGCAUAGCUAUACUGCAUCAUUGCCAACUAAAAGGUACACGGAGACUCUGGAAAAAGUUGGGCCAGCUAUGAUAUUUCUGCCUACUCUUUCAACUAAGGAAGAGUGGAAUAACGUUGUAGCUGCCACCAGAGUUGGGGUUGCAUUGACUGGGAGUGCAGCUAUGGGAAAGAUUGGACCAGUUAUAGGAUUAAUGGACAUCGGCGAAUCCAAAGAUUCUUACUUUUUCCGUGUCUCCCUGCCAGGGGUAGCAAGGGAUGAGAGUAAGUUUCAUUCACAUGAUGGUUUCCAUUGUGAUGUUGAACCUGAUGGAAAAGUAGUAAUAAAGGGAGUAACAACGACUGGUGAAAAAAUAGUGUGCAAAAACUCCCAAAUCUUUCAGAUGCACACACAAAAUCUGUGCCCACCGGGGCACUUCUCUAUCUCAUUCCAGCUUCCAGGUCCAGUCGACCAGCAACAAUUUUCUGGUUCUUUUGGAAUUGAUGGGAUUUUGGAAGGCGUUGUGAAGAAAAGGUGAUUAACAAGUCUUACAUUUUUGGUGAGCAUGGACUGAUUUAAUUUUAGUUGAGAGCUUAACAUGGACCGGAGGAGCUUUAGAAAGAAUGUGGUUCAGAGUGCUGUUUAGCUGCGAUUUUGCAUAUAUAUGUUCCUAGAUAAAACUGAAUGACAAAAAUGCGAUUUGUGCAGCUGGCCUCAAAUAAACAGAUUUUAAGGCUUUGUUUA
Alnus glutinosa is the source of this 994-nucleotide messenger RNA. Its product is annotated as alpha-crystallin domain-containing protein 22.3-like. The record is from RefSeq and is a predicted model, not a curated record. Lineage: Eukaryota; Viridiplantae; Streptophyta; Magnoliopsida; Fagales; Betulaceae. Gene Ontology annotation, cellular component: nucleus. The transcript has 3 exons. The coding region runs from base 147 to 788 and encodes 213 amino acids.